ACUCUUCUAAUUAAAUAACCACAUCACGUCUGUUUUUUUUUAUUCUAUAUUAUUUACCAUAUAACCUAAUAUUAUAUACAAGAAAGUCGUGAACUUUUUACAUAUAAAUAAGUAUAAAUCGUUCCAAUGAUAUUGCCAGCGUCGGAGUUUUGGUUGGGUACAAAUAUCUGACGGACCGACAAUCAAAUGUCAUCGGAAGUAACUUGGGGGCAAUAAUUAAUUAAUUUAAAGAAAAAACCUCCGUUGAUCUUUUCAAGUGUCAACAGCCUCACACGAUCCCAAAGGCCUCCAUUGGCAGAUUUCUUUCUUUCUUUAUUCCUAUUCGAACCGAUUGGACCAAGCCUCAUUAUAUAUACAUACACAUAUAUCUAUAUAUAUAUUGAGCUUUUGAAUGUUAAGAGCGACUAUAUUAAAUAUGAUAAAAACACCAAAAGAGAAACUGCCUUUUGCUUCGCUCGUCAAAGAGAUCAUAAGAAGCCAAGUUGGCUUCCAACGCCUUCUGUCUUCUGCUCUUCUGAAAAGUUGGAGCUCUCGUCCACUUCUAUAUAUAUAUAUAUAUAUAUGUGUGUAUACACUUGCAAGAUCUUCACAUUUCUUUUUGACUGCUUCUGUUUUCAGCAUCUGGGCAAGAAAAAGAGAUCAAGAAACGCCUAAACAUCUGUUGAUCAUUCGAGGGAGGGUUUGAAGAUGGGUUUCUUGGCACUGUUAGAGGUGGCUUCCAUGCCCAUUGUCCAAGUUCUCCUCAUCAGCGUCCUGGGCGCUUUCUUGGCUACCGACUACUGCUCUCUUCUCUCUGCCGAAACUCGGAGAUCCCUGAACAAGGUGACACAGCUGGAAAAAAAAUGGCGUAUAUACCUCUUUUUAGAUGUAUCAGGCAUGCAUGUAACUUGGUCUAAAUUGCUCAACAUCCUUUUCGCAGCUUGUCUUCGUGGUAUUCACGCCUUGCCUCAUGUUCGCCAGCCUGGCCAAGACCGUCACUUUACAGGACAUCAUUUCAUGGUACGUACUGAGAGGUGGUUAAACACUGUUCGAAAGAGAAAAGAGGGGAUCCGUACUCAUGUGAUUAUAAAACUCUCUGCUGUCAGGUGGUUUAUGCCCCUGAAUGUGGGAAUCACCUUUCUGGUGGGAGGCGUUCUUGGAUGGUUGGUGGUCAAAGUUCUGAAACCGAAACCUCAACUUCACGGCCUGAUCAUCGCUACCUGUGCUUCAGGCAACAUGGGAAACCUUAUGCUCAUUCUCGUCCCUGCUAUCUGCGAUGAAGAAGGCAGCCCCUUUGGCAGCCGGAGCGUUUGCAGAUCCAUCGGCCUCUCCUAUGCGUCUUUCUCCAUGGCCCUUGGAGGUUUCUACAUAUGGACGUAUAGCUACCAAUUGGUGAGAAGCUCGGCCGUGCAGUUUAAAGCUCUUGCCUCAUCGGUCAAGUCGCAGAACAAGGACAUCGACUCCGAUCACCACACUCACCUCCUCAAGACAGACAUUGAAACCCAAACACAGCAUGACCAACCAUCUGAGAAGAAAAAGGCUUCAGCUUGGACGAACAUAAAAGACUUGCUGCAUCAGAUUCUUGAGGAACUCUUCGCUCCACCGACCAUUGGUGCGAUUCUCGGUUUCGCUUUUGGAGCAACCAAGUGGUUGAGGAACCUUAUAAUUGGCGAGACCGCCCCUUUCCGAGUCGUCCAAGAUUCUGUUCAACUACUUGGUGACGGCACAAUUCCUUGUAUCACACUCAUACUUGGUGGCAACCUCAUUCAAGGUCUGCGCUCCUCGGCUGUGAAGACAUCUGUCCUUGUCGGAGUAAUCUGUGUCCGGUACAUUAUCCUUCCCAUCAUAGGAAUCGGAGUUGUUCAAUUAGCCGGGAAUUUCGGGUUUCUACCUGAAGAUCCACUGUUCAAAUACGUUUUGAUGCUUCAGUUUACGCUGCCGCCCGCUAUGAAUAUCAGUAAGUCCUCUUUGAAUAACAAAAAAACAAGAAAGUGGUUUUUCGCAGCAGAGCUCAUAACGGUUUCCCACUGUUGCAGGCACUAUGGCACAGUUAUUCGAUGUGGCUCAAGACGAAUGCUCAGUCAUCUUUUUGUGGACGUACCUGGUUGCAUCAUUGGCCCUCACCGUUUGGUCAACCAUCUUCCUCUCUAUCCUGUCCUAAGAGGAUCCACACCAUGUCCAAUCCCAAUCGAUAGCUGUCUGUAAAUAUCGCCUUAUUACGGUUAAAAAAGAGUCCCCAAUUGGGUGAAGAACCUUUGUCAUUGAUCACACUUUUGUCAUGAAUUGAAGAGUUGUACCUUGUACUAUGGCUCUGCUUCAAGAAUCCAGACAACCUUAGAUUUACCAAAGAAAUUAAUGGAACAGAUAUUUAAAGCCUAGAGCUGGUUAAUUAUAAUCUUGUCCAACAACCACAUAAUCUGUUCAAAACUAUCAAGAUCAGCUAAAAAUUAAGCGUAUCGAACAGACAAUAUGACAA
Messenger RNA from Tarenaya hassleriana, 2455 nucleotides. RefSeq names its product protein PIN-LIKES 7. Lineage: Eukaryota; Viridiplantae; Streptophyta; Magnoliopsida; Brassicales; Cleomaceae. Gene Ontology annotation, cellular component: membrane. The record is from RefSeq and is a predicted model, not a curated record. The transcript has 6 exons. The coding region runs from base 688 to 2184 and encodes 498 amino acids. Gene Ontology annotation, biological process: endoplasmic reticulum to cytosol auxin transport.